Molecule: messenger RNA, 6766 nt
Organism: Mercenaria mercenaria
Lineage: Eukaryota; Metazoa; Mollusca; Bivalvia; Venerida; Veneridae
Product: guanylate-binding protein 1-like
Exons: 12
Coding region: 1261-3324 (687 amino acids)
Molecular function (GO): GTP binding; GTPase activity
Source: RefSeq, a predicted model, not a curated record
ACUUUGCCGGGUCUUUUCCGCGAAGCAGUUAUCAGUGUUUUGUUGAAACUUGCUUAUUUGCAUACCGCCGUCUCAUGUUCUGCAGUUUUAUUAUUUCAUUGUGCAACAAUUAUAUAUAUAUAUAACUAGCAUGUGCACGCCGAAGAAAGCAGACAAAAUAUAGAGAUUUAACUGGAACAACACACAAGCUGAAACAGGUAGUGUUUGGCGUUUCCUACAAGCAGUUGACAAUUACUCGCCGCGGCAAUAUAAACCCUGUCGUAUGCAUACUAAUCAUCAGUGGCAAUAUACAGAGAUUUAACUGGAAUAAAACACAAGACAAAAUAAAGAUGAGCGGCGAAAGUCCAUCAGAGCCGCACGGGCCCGGAAAGCUAUCAAAAAGUAUAAUAGGCAAGUUUGAUAGAAAGGGUGUACCGCCUAUUCCCUUCUUCCGCCAGACAAUUUUCCUGGUGAUGUCAUAACCCGGAAGUACAAUGCCCGUGGUUCACUUGUCUUCACUCGCCUGGAUGUGAUAUUCCCAGCGCAGAACUUUCGUCCCAUGGUUGUGCCGUAAACCGCAAAGACGCAGAUUUUUAUUAUCCUCUGAAGUCAGCUCAGGGAUGCAAUCACUUACCACCAUAGGGAGCCAAAACGGAAUCAACGUAUUCACGGUUUAAAGGGACUUGAUUUAAAGAUACGUUAUAUAGUGUUUGUGCUACUUAAAGUUCGCAAUUAAAUUAAAGAACUGUGCCACGUCACAUAGGAAUGGAGCUUUGAAUUUUUUUUUCUUUCUUAUAAACAUAUUUUUUUUCAUAUCAUCUAUUCAUUGUUAAUAAUCAUCUUAUGUAAAUAAUUUUUUAAAUAUUGUAAAGGGUGUCGAUUUGUUCUGAUGGUUACUGUCGCCGGUACGGCCUUUCCUGUCAUACUUUCAAACACGGACGGAAUAGCAGAUGGCAAAGCAAAACAAAAAAUGUCUCCCGUGAAAUAGAGAGACAUAGCUACAUAAAUCAUAUUGGAUUAAAAUAGACCGCAAGGAUAACUCUAUGUUGAAUCAAUUACAAAUCAUGAUCAGUAUUCAUACUUUGAAAGUUAUAUGUAAGAAUAUAUUUAAGUUUGGAAUCAAAUAUGUAUUAGUGUUAUUAUUACAGUGAUAAUUUCUUUCGAGUAGUCGAGAGCGUUGCCUUCUGGACAGUUCCUGAUACAGUUUUCUUUGGUAUUAAUGAUUUGAAGCAUUUUUACAGGAAAAUCUAUUUUUCGGCAAAGAAUCCUAACUCUAAACCUAUGCGAUCAGAGUCGAAAGUGACUAUGCCUGACAACCCAAUAUUUCAUUCACCCAUGAUACUGGUAUCACCUGUUGAUGGCGAAAUGACAUACGACCAGUCAACCUUAGACAAACUGGGAGAAAUAGAGAAACCACUGAAUAUAGUUUCUGUAGUUGGAACACUGAGAACUGGAAAGUCCUUCCUCUUAAAUAAACUUGCAAGACACGACCCAGCCAGUGAUAAAUCUUGGUUUGAGACUGGUCACACAACGAAAGCUGUGACAAAAGGUAUCUGGGUAAUGUGUCGGCCACACCCUACACAGGAAGACCAAGUUCUUGUUUUACUAGAUACAGAAGGAAUUGAUGAUCCUGAUAAGGUCAAUAUAGAAGACGACAAAAACCUGUUUGUACUUGCCACGCUUUUAUCCAGCACAAUGGUUUACAAUACAAGAGGGAACUUUGAUAAAACUGCAAUUGAUAAAUUUAAAUUUUUAAACAAGAUUAAAACAUCAAUAUUUGUAAGCGGUUCAGAAGAAGACGAUUCUAUCCUUGAUUUCUUUUUCCCGAACUUUGUUCUCACAUUAAGGGAUUUUACUCUUGAAACUAUCAAGGACGAUGAUACCUUUCUUGAAAAUAAUUUAGAGCUGAAACAACACAAAAAGGUGAAAAAAGGUAAACAAGAUGAACUCGAUGAAUACAACCUUCCUCGAAUACUUAUCCGAAGAUAUUUCAAGAACAGAAAAUGCUUCCGGUUCAGAAAACCGGUCAAACGAGAUCAGCUGAAAGAAUUGAUGACGCUGUCAGAGAAUUCAUUGAAGAGAGAAUUUCGGGAAACUUUGGACAAGUUCCGGAAUUACAUAUUUUCUUGUAAUCCGAAGUUACUGAAAUCAGGAAAAGCAAUAAAUGGCAGGAUGUUUUGUUCUCUAUUACGGAACUAUAUCAGUUCCAUACGAGCUGGAGAGUCUCUAUGUUUGACAAGCGCAAUGAUAUCAAUGGCAGCAGAGGAAAAUAAACAUGUAGUCCAGAAAGCUUCGGAAAUAUAUGAAGCUGAAAUGCAAAAACGCCUACCUUCCUAUUUACCGAGCGAGAAAUGUCUUGUUAACUACCACAAGGAUAGUAUGCAAGUAGCUCAAGAAGUUUUAAAGUCUGGACUAAUUAUUGACGAUGAACAAAUCUAUGAAAAGCAGGCUGUGGUUUGCUUCAAAGAACAGUUUGACAAAUUCAAGAAUAUUGUCAAGAAAGAUUUAGAAGCAAAAUGUUUGGUUAUACUGGAAAGACUUGAUACCACGAAAAUACAAGUGAAGAUAAAGAAUCGCAAAUACUGCACCCCAACAGGCUUUGAUGAUUACAUGAAAGAUACAGACUUGUUGAUCCAGCAAUUCAAUAGAGAAGCAGGUUACAUGGGAUCCGUAUCCAGAAUGGUUCUUCAAGAGUUUCUCGAUAAAAAAGUAGAAGAAGAGGAAACUGUGUACAAAAUGUCCCUAGAGGCACAAGGUGGACGAGUUGCAGAAGGGCAAGAAAAGCGAAAAACCAUACGCUUGAGUUUGUGGAGAGAAGAAGACACUGACCUUUUAAAUGAGGCAGAAGAAGUUGAAGAAUUAAUAAGAGCUGAUAUUGAAAUGUUACAAGUCAAUGGCCUACAGAACAUCGGAACACAAUACCUUGGCAUGCUGAAGACAAAAAUUGAAGAAAUAGAGAGAGUGAAGAAAGAGCUCACUCAGCGCAAUUCAUACUACCGUAAAUUGUGUCAAGAAACGGCUCAUUGGAAAGACAUUUUUGACAAAGCUACAUUUAAUCUACCCAAAGGCAAAGUUUAUAAUGAGCCUCGGGAAGAUGUUAUAGGACCGCUUUGGGAGAAAGCGCUCAAGAAGGAUGAAUCUACAGAAGAAGACGAUGUCACAUCACAGUCUUCUUUUGAUGAGGAAAAUUACAAACAUGCACAAGAAAAGUCUGCAAGUGGUGCAACUGUUCUGCCUGACAGAUUACCACCAGAGGGGAUAUCAGAUAACCCAGUUUAUUUUGACCCGGCCACUGUUACAACUGUUAAAGAACGAAAAAAAUCCCACAAAUGUAACAUGAUGUAAAUGUAAUCGAUUAUUGGAGAAAUCGAGCAAAGAUGUGCAUGACUGAACUUAACAACAAAUUUUUAUAGGGUAAUUUAAGUAUUUAGGAGCUACUGUUUUGUUUUUUGUUGUUUUCUUUUCGGUAUAAAAUACAGUUUCGAAUUAUGGUACACACAGCCAAAAAGCAUUUUAGCUCACCAGAGCAAUGUGCUUAAGGUGAGCUAUUGUUGUUAUAACAUUUCUAAUGUCUAAUAAUUUUGUGAAGUCUUCAAUAAAAUCUUAUGAAACUGUCUUCAUAAUGUUCCAACUUUUUCUGUCGAAAUAUAUAUUGCAUAUUCUUAAUGAAUACUAAUUAUGGGGUCGAUUAGAGAUGACGUUUCAGAUAUUUUCAAUGUUUAUUAAAUUUGAAAAGUCUAUAAUUUACGUUGAAGUAGUACAAAUUAAACAUAACAAUUCAACUCAUCUCUUCCAACCGGGGUUUAAGAUCCUAAUAAUGUUGAUACGUAGAUAUUAUAAUGUUAUUUUUAAAAAUACGUUCAGGAGAAAGGAUAAAAAAGAAGAAUAUAAGAAACAAUAAUAUGCCGAUGUAAUUCUUCACGUAAUCAUCUUGUGUUUUCGUGUACUUCUAACUUCUUCCUAACGACGUCUUGAGAACGUUAUUUGAAAUAAAGCUUCUAAACUGAUUUCAUGAAGACGAUAGGUGCGUUGCCUUAAAUGGUCUUGUAUGUAUAUUAUGGUGGUGAAUAGUUCAUAUAAAUUCUCUCUACUCUUACUCUCUCUGCGGUUUUUUAUGCUUACUUCGAUCUGUAAAACUGUAAAAUAAAUGUCCGUAAAUUAUUAACAACCUUUAGCAAAGAAAUCACAUGUUUCCACUCCAUUCUUUUUAAGAUUAUUCAACCCAUGUCUAAUAAUAAUAAUUAACAGUAAGUUAAGAAAAAAGUAUAAAGACAUACACUGCAGAGUUUGUGAAAUCUCCUACAAAGCCCCUCGUACCUUUUUCAUGUCAAAUAACGUGUUAUUUAAAAGACAUGUUAACAUUUGUAUAAAGAUAUGAUUACACUAGAACCUGUAUUUAGAAGUGGAUUUAAGAGGUUUUUUCUAAUUAGUGCUUUUAUUAUUUAGUUAUGGUGAAUAUUAGUCAAAAUAAAGGGAUUCAGAAAGCUACAUGCAUUAUAUUUGCUUAAAAACACCCGUAAAGUGUUUAAAAUAAGUUACUGUCUUUUUUAAAUCGUUAGUCGCAAAGUAGAAAUGUAGUACAAUAGAAGGCUGUUUAGUUGUAUUUAUUAUAAAUCAGUAAUACUUGUUUAUGCCUUUUUAUAUUAAAUUUUGAUAUUUUAUAAAAAUGAUGAUUCAUUUUGUGGAAUGCCUCUUUAGUUCGUGCUAAAUGAUAAGCGACGAAUAAAAUACGAGGGGCGUUCAAUAUGAAAGUUACUCCGUAUGUAGUUCCGUAUCCGCUUAUCAUUUUUAGAUGCGGUUUUCGACACAUUAUAGAGUAAUUUAUUAGCAACACAAUGCUAUAUAAAUUAUGAAAAUCGGUAAAUUCAAAGUAAAAAUAUAAUCAUUUGAGUGAGGUAUACUCGGGUAUACUGGACAAUUUUAUGUCCAAAAUAUUAAGAUUGUAAUAUACAAAUUCCUUGAUUCUACUAUUCAACAACUAGAACUCUAGUUCAUUUUUCAGUUUAAACAGAUAAAACAAAUCAUGACCUUCACAUAAACAUAUGAAAACUAAAAUAAAAAAGUUUAUAACAGUUUUAAAUCGAGUGUGUAUAUUAUUACUCGAAAAAUGAUAAGGUGAGUACAAUAAGCCUCUGCAAUUUUGUCAGGCGCGAUAGUCAUCGUUUAAAAAAUUCUUGUAUUUUAAGUUAAUACUAGUAUCUUAAUUCUCGAUUGCAAAACUAAUUCUUACAACUUUGAUUAGUCUCUCUCAACACCCAUUCCAGAUGGAAUCAACCUCGCGUUUUAGAUUUUUUAGUUGUGUUGUAAAAUUAGAAAUGCAAUAAAUAGUUUAAAACAAACGCAAACUCAUCACAAAUUGUUGUACCUCGUAGAAAAAUGAUAGAAUUUUGUGAUUGUACAAGUUAUUCUAUUUUUCUAAUACUCUGGAUGCCAAGGACAAACCAAAAUUAUAAUUAUGAUCCAGUAUACCUGAGCACACCUCACUAAAAUUAUUAUAUUUUUACUUUGAACAUGCCGACUUUUAUAAUGUAUGUAGCAUUUUGUUUCCAAUAAAUUGCUUUAUAAUAUGCCGAAAACCGCAUCUAAAAAUGAUAAGCGGUUACGGAACCACAUACGGAGUAACAUGACAUAUUGAACGCCCUUGUACGUUUGAAUAUUAUAAAUGGCACUAUAAACAACUCACAGCCGACUUUAAUACUGGAAGUCGUAAAAGAUAGACUUGAUGCAAAAGUGUUAACAACAACAACAACAAGUUUAUUAACGAAAUUGACAAUAAGUUGCCGGUGGCUACUUAGCAAAAACGAAUUUCAUGUUAUGAUACACAAAAAUAAAUACACAUAUAUGAUAAUUUUCAAUUUAAAAACUAAUCCCCAAUAAUAACCUGAUUCCCGCCGAAACGCGAGGACAAGUUCAUUCCAUGAUAACUGAUAAAAUAACAAUUCAUAAUGCUUGCAUAUUACUUGACAAGUAAAUAUAAGUAUUUGUUUCAUUUUAACUAUUCAGUUAGUAUACUGCAACAACAGUCGGGUAAAAUGAAGAUAACAAUUGGAUAUAAGCAAAUCGUUUUGUGAGUUCGAACCAUCAUUAUGAUUUUUUUCAGAUUUUUGUUUUGUUUUUCCUAUUCGUUUUCAUUUUUGUUCCCAUAUCUUUUUUUCUUUCUUUGAUGCUUUGUAUUUUGCCACACGGCAAAAGAUCUGUUUAACAUGGACAGUAUGCUUUAUAUCUGAGCUAAUUUGUAAUUGCUAUAUCUAUAUUUUAACAUGUUAGAAAAAUGUUGAAUUCCCUACGUUCCUUUUUAAUCUAUUUAAAGUCAUGUUUGUUAACAUCAAGUUAUCGCUUGGGCAUAGUAGUUUCGACAAAUAAUUACGCAUUCUGGUAUAUACAAGUAACAAAUAUUAUAUAUGGAACAUUUCUUUACAUUCAACUUAUUAACAGUAACUAUGAAAUAUUAUAAUUAGCUAAUUAGUUACAGUUAUCUGUCCCUCGUUACCCGACUAAGGAAAUGUAUCCGUGUGAAAAGCAUUCCCUCAUUUAUGAUAGAAAAAUUUCGUUGAAAUUAGAUAUUUUGAGCUUGCUUCUGGAAGUAGGAGAGUUUUAUAAAACUGAUAUGAAUGAAAGGGGUAAAAGUUUGCUUGAAUGUCUUGAUUUCUUUUGCGAAUAGCUGUCUGUCGAUAUUGCAAAAAGUAGGCUCAGGGGAGAUACACAUAACUGUUAUUAGAAAUAUAUAUUGUCGUUUUUAUUUUUAUAUUGUACCUAUAAUUGUAUUCUGUGACCAUUACCUAGAUAA